This is a messenger RNA of Cavia porcellus (domestic guinea pig), 1333 nucleotides long. Its product is annotated as telomerase protein component 1-like. Gene Ontology annotation, molecular function: telomerase activity; telomerase RNA binding. Gene Ontology annotation, biological process: telomere maintenance via recombination. The record is from RefSeq and is a predicted model, not a curated record. Bases 1 to 1281 code for a protein of 426 amino acids. The transcript has 8 exons. Gene Ontology annotation, cellular component: telomerase holoenzyme complex. Lineage: Eukaryota; Metazoa; Chordata; Mammalia; Rodentia; Caviidae.
AUGGCUUGUGGGUAUCCUGUGCCAGCUGGCCCCAAGGAUUCCCACCAUGGGAAGGCAGUCCUGCUGCAGCACCUGGAUGACAUCCACCGCUUCUGGCGCAGCAUCCGGCUGUUCAUUUCCUCCACCUUCCGGGACAUGCACGGGGAGCGGGACCUGCUGCUGAGGACUGUGUUGCCAGCACUGCAGGCCCGAGCCGCCUCCCACCGCAUCAGCCUUCAUGGCAUCGACCUGCACUGGGGCGUCACCGAGGAGGACACCUGGAGGAACAGACAGCUGGAAGUGUGCCUCGGGGAGGUGGAGAAGUCACAGCUGUUCGUGGGGAUUCUGGGCUCCUGCUAUGGCUACGUUCCCCCCAGCUACAGCCUUCCCGACCACCCUCAUUUCCGCUGGGCCCGGCAGUACCCGCCAGGCCGCUCCGUGACAGAGAUGGAGGUGAUGCAGUUCCUGAACCGGGGUCAAGGCCUGCAGCCCUGCGCCCAGGCCCUCAUCUACCUCCGGGACUCCAGUUUCCUCAGGUCUGUGCCCGAGACCUGGAGAUCUGACUUCACAUCUGAGUCUGAAGAGGCCGCCCAGCGGAUGUCAGCACUGAAGAGUUACCUCAGCACACAAAAAGGGACCACCUGUCGCAGAUACUCCUGUGAAUGGCAGGGCAUAGCUGCUGGCCGGCCCUGCACCGGAGGACUAGAGGAGUUUGGGCAGCUGGUUCUCCAGGAUGUGUGGGGUAUGAUCCAGAAACUCUACCUACAGCCUGAGGCCGAGCAGCAGCUGCCAGUGUCCAUCCCAGAUGAUGACUUGGUGCAAGCCACCUUUCAGGAGCUGCAGAGCCCACCAAGUCCUGCCCGGCCAAAGCUGCUUCAGGACACAGUGAGGCAGCUCCUGCUGCCCCGUGGAAAGCUGACCGUUGUGACUGGGCAAUCAGGACAGGGCAAGACCACCUUCCUGUGUAACAUGGCAAAAGGCCACAGCAAAAACAACGCUUCACCUGAUGACCACUUCCUCCUCCUCCUUCAGCCCUGCCUACAACUUCCUCCUUCCUAUCCCGUGCCCAUGAGGAGAAUUCCAGUCACUGCCUUGUGUGUCACCUCUGCCCGCCCCAAGUGCGCUUCUGGUCAGCGGUCACAGAACCUCAGCCCCUCUGUACCCAGCAGAGGACAAGCCAUCCCCAUGAGCUGUGCGCCCCACAUCCUCAGUAAAGACCUCCUUUCCUUUCCAUUUGCUUCUCUAUUGCACCAGGAAACCCUAGCAAGAAGCAGGAAACAUCUGCUGGGACCAAGCACUUAAGGACUCCCUGCCCUCAGGAGACAAAUGCAAGAAAAUAAAAAGUUUAAAAAGA